AUGUGGACGGCGUGGUGUGUGGCUGCCCUAUCCGUGGCGGCUGUGUGUGGUGUCCACCAAAAGACAAAUACUGUCCUCAGGGUUACCAAAGAGGUGCUGAGCAAUGCCAUUUCGGGCACCCUGCAGCAAAGCGAUGCCCUCCACUCGGCCCUGAGAGAGGUGCCCAUGGGAAAAGCUGGUGUUGGUGGUGUUCCCUACAAUGACUUCCAUGUCCGAGAGCCACCCACAAAAUAUACCAACGGCAAACAGCUUGGUAGUAAUUACAAGUAUGGUCAUAUCGAGACCAACGACAACACCGCUCAGCAGGGAGGCAAAUACCAAUAUGGGAAGAUCCUAGAGUCAGAUGGAAGCAUCAGGGACCUCCAAAAUGGUGACUACCACAAUGCUGAGAAUGCGAAUGAUGGCCACAGGGGCCAUGGACAGUAUAGGUCAGCAGAGGGUGCACCAACCAUGGGCAGGCAAGAGCUUCGGCCUGGAGAAAUUCCACCUGGUGUGGCUACUGGGGCCCUGGGCCCAGGUGGUUUGCUGGGCACUGGGGGCAUGCUGGCGGCUAAUGGCAUCCUGUCAGGCCAAGGUGGCCUGCUCGGCGGGGGAGGUCUCCUUGGCAAUGGAGGACUUCUCGGAGGAGGGGGCGUCCUGGGCGUGCUCGGCGAGGGCGGCAUCCUCAGCACUGUGCAGGGCAUCACAGGGCUUCGCAUCGUGGAGCUGACCCUCCCUCGGGUGUCUGUGCGGCUGCUGCCUGGCGUGGGUGUCUACCUGAGCUUGUACACCCGCGUGGCCAUCAAUGGGAACAGUCUUAUUGGCUUCCUGGACAUCGCGGUGGAAGUGAACAUCACGGCCAAGGUCCGGCUGACCAUGGACGGCACAGGUUCUCCUCGGCUGGUCAUUGAGCGAUGUGACACCCUUUUGGGGGGCAUCAAAGUUAGGCUGCUGAGAGGCCUUCUCCCCAACCUUGUGGACAACUUAGUGAACCGAGUCCUGGCCAACGUCCUCCCUGACUUGCUCUGCCCCAUCGUGGAUGUGGUGCUGGGCCUUGUCAAUGACCAGCUGGGUCUCGUGGACUCUCUGAUUCCUCUGGGAAUAUUGGGAAGUGUCCAGUACACCUUCUCCAGCCUCCCGCUUGUGACUGGGGAAUUCCUGGAGCUAGACCUCAAUACUCUGGUUGGGGAGGCUGGAGGAGGCCUCAUCGACUAUCCACUGGGGCGGCCAGCUAUAGCUCCCAGGCAGAAGAUGCCAGAAUUGCCCCCCAUGGGUGACAACACCAACUCCCAACUGGCCAUCUCUGCCAACUUCCUGGGCUCAGUGCUGACUCUCCUGCAGAAGCAAGGGGCACUGGAUAUUGACAUCACUGAUGGCAUGUUUGAAGAGCUUCCUCCACUCACCACGUCCACACUGGGGACGCUGAUUCCUAAGGUAUUCCAGCAGUACCCCGAGUCCCGCCCACUCACCAUCAAGAUCCAGGUGCCGAACCCGCCGUCGGUGACGCUGCGGAAGGACAAGGCGCUGGUGAAGGUGUUUGCCAUAGCCGAGGUCAUGGUCUCCCAGCCCAAUGAUGUCGAGACCACCAUCUGCCUCAUUGAUGUGGACACAGACCUCUUGGCCAUGUUUUCUGUGGAGGGAGAUAAGCUCAUGAUCAACACCAAGCUGGACAAGACCAGCCUCAACCUCAGAACCUCAGAUGUGGGCAACUUUGAUGUUGGCCUCAUGGAGGUGCUUGUCAGGAAGAUUUUCAACCUGGCCUUUAUGCCUGCGAUGAACGCUGUGCUGGGCUCUGGAGUCCCUCUUCCCAAAAUCCUCAACAUCGACUUCAGCAAUGCAAACAUCGAGGUCCUGGAGGACCUUCUGGUGCUGAGUGCUUGA
Molecule: messenger RNA, 1860 nt
Organism: Trichechus manatus latirostris (Florida manatee)
Lineage: Eukaryota; Metazoa; Chordata; Mammalia; Sirenia; Trichechidae
Gene: BPIFB4
Product: BPI fold containing family B member 4
Exons: 16
Coding region: 1-1860 (619 amino acids)
Molecular function (GO): lipid binding
Source: RefSeq, a predicted model, not a curated record